AUGCAGCUUACGACUUUCGCUUCCGGCCUCGUGGCUUUGGCCUCAGUAGCCAGUGCGACUCCCAUCAUGGGCAACAUCAGGAUGUGGUACGACCCCAACUCCGAGUGUGUCGGCAACCCCAUCCAAGCAACAGGCGGACAGUCGCUCGCCAUCCCUCCCGACUACGUCGGCCAGUGCCAUCUCAUUCCCAUGGGCAUCGACAACCAGACGUACAAGAAAUUCUCGGCCAGCGGCCUGACGCCCAUCUUCAGCUUCGAGCUGUACACGGACAGCGAGUGCAAGGAGCUCGCUACGAACGCUUCCAACGUCUGCGUUCCCGACGUGAAGUCCUAUAUCCCUCGCCGACUGGAUGGAAACUAG
Molecule: messenger RNA, 360 nt
Organism: Colletotrichum truncatum
Lineage: Eukaryota; Fungi; Ascomycota; Sordariomycetes; Glomerellales; Glomerellaceae
Source: RefSeq, a predicted model, not a curated record